Mycena citricolor is the source of this 657-nucleotide messenger RNA. Lineage: Eukaryota; Fungi; Basidiomycota; Agaricomycetes; Agaricales; Mycenaceae. The record is from the annotation of a GenBank genome assembly.
CGCGCACCAUUUCGUACAUAAAUCAAGGACACGACAACUACUUACAUCUCCGGUCUGCGCUGUACGUACAUCCUCAAAUGUAUUCCUAUCUGCGCACAAUUGGCGACCAUCUCUGAAUCGCGGCGAUCGGACCGGACGGCAUCUCACAGCUCAUGAUCAACCGGGUUUUCAAUGGUAUCUACUCUAGAGGCCAUCCAGUCUUAUGAACUGCGGGCAAUCAAGCUAGUCCGGUAGUUCCAUGUGCAGUUUCGAGUAUCAAAGCAACGUGCGGGGAGACGUCUGAUUCUCCAUACCGUCCGUCACCUCGGCCGCACCGCACAUAUACGACUAGAUGCCGCUGCACCUGGCCGCCGGUGACCCAUCUCCCCCGAGAGAGACCACAACAUCCCAUCCCCUCGUAACGAAGACGGCGCGAGCCAGGGGACGGCUGGAGGCUGCAUAAUAUCAUGAUGAUUCUACGCUGAGUAAUGCCUGCAUGUUCAAAGGACCGGAUCUCUUGACAUCGUCAGGUUCGGCAGUUACUUCCACUAUCUGAUUGCCCUCCACCUUCCGUUGAUCGAAUAACAGGCUGGCCAACAAUCUGGAGCGAGCACAAUCUGAGUGUCUACUUUCAUAGCUACUGUAACAGCAUACGCGCCAGAAAUUUUUGCGCAUCUG